Macrosteles quadrilineatus (aster leafhopper) is the source of this 733-nucleotide messenger RNA. Its product is annotated as probable ribosome biogenesis protein RLP24. Bases 147 to 662 code for a protein of 171 amino acids. Lineage: Eukaryota; Metazoa; Arthropoda; Insecta; Hemiptera; Cicadellidae. The record is from RefSeq and is a predicted model, not a curated record. The transcript is spliced from 4 exons. Gene Ontology annotation, biological process: ribosomal large subunit biogenesis. Gene Ontology annotation, cellular component: nucleolus.
CAGACCUCACUGUCUCUCACUCUCACUCUAUUUUGUCACACACAACACAACUACAACAUAAGUUAGGUUAAGUGCAAUUUCGAAGAUUAUAAUCUGUUUUGAAGUGUAACGUCAUUUACAUAUAGGUUUGGGACAAAUAAUUCAAAAUGAGAAUUGAAGCCUGUUAUUUUUGUUCAUCGAGAAUAUUUCCAGGUCAUGGAAUUCAAUUUGUGAGAAAUGAUUGCAAGAUUUUCAAAUUUUGCCGGUCCAAGUGUCAUGCAGCAUUCAAGAAAAAGAAGAACCCAAGGAAAGUUAGAUGGACCAAAGCAUAUCGAAAAAUUGUGGGAAAAGAACUUGCAGUUGAUCCUGCUUUUGAGUUUGAAAAAAGAAGGAAUGUACCUCUAAAGUAUGACAGGGAAAUAUGGCAAAAAACAAUUGAAGCAAUGAAGAAAGUUGAAACAAUUAAGAACAAGCGGCAGGCGGCCUACAUGAUGGAGAGGUUGAGGAAAGGCAAGGAGAUCGAGGACCGUAGAGACAUUCGGGAAGUGCAGCGGGAUCUAUCCCUCAUCCGAGCUCCUCAUGCAGGGAAAGAGAAACAAAAGAUGGAAGAAGCUAUUGUCGAAGAAAUACAUGAAUCAGAUAAUGAAAUGGAUAUUGAAGAAGUAGAUAUCAAAUCUGCAUAAUGUAAUACCAAUGUGUGAUUGUUUUAUAACUGUUGUAGACCUAUGUGAUGUUCAAUAUAUUCUUAAACCUA